GGCCUGCCUGCCGGCCGGGCCGAGUCGAGGAGCAAUACUCGGCGAGUCACACACGGGGCGAAUCAGUGUAGUGUGCGAAGAGCCUCUCUGCCAUUUGCGCGUCGGUACGCGGCUACUACGCGACGCAACUAGUGUGCUGUUCAACCAGAAUUCUUUUACCUCGUUCGCUUUUUAACGUUCGUUUCUGCUUACCGGUGCGUAGAAGUACGAUCGGAGUUCUGAUAAAUCGUGGUGCGUGUAUUUUUUAUACAUAAGUAUAUCCCGAAUCAGUUUAUCGACCACGCGCGCUUAAUCGAUCACCAUGGCGGAUACUGAGACUAAAGACACCAAAGUCGCUACGACUCCCGAGAAGAAAGUGGUAGAGGAAGAAAAGAAGGUAGUACAAGAAGUUGAUGAAGAUUCGAAAGCAUCUGAAAAUGGUGAUGCCCAAGAAACCAAAGAAAAUGGAUCGAACGAAGAGAAAGAAGAAUCCGAGAGCAAGGAGCCAGAAUCAACAGAGAAUGGUGAUUCAACAGAUGCUCCAGUUGACAGUUGUUGUAUAAAAAGGAAAUCAACAACGUUAAGCGAUGCAACGUCGGAGGAUGGUUCAGCAACCGACGGGGCGAGUCCUGAAAAAAAAUCGAAACUCGAAGAAAAGUGUGCUGAAACGGAGAGCAACGGGGAGGCAGAAGCCACGGCCUAAUAAUAAUAUUUUUUACUAUUAACAUUUAUCUGCAAAACUUAAUCCUAUAGAUGCAAAUGUUUUUAAAAAAGAAACACGGCUAACUUAAAGUUCCCAGGACAAUUUGUUAUCAUUAUCGAUGCGACGAAAAACGUCAGAAGAAUACAAAGAAUUUUCAAUCAUCAUCGUACAUUAACGACUCUCUUUUGUGUUCAGACAUUUGUACGCGUGUUUAUUGAAAUCACUCGCUCUUUCUCCAAUUACCGAACUCAGACAUAGCAUUAUCAAUUCUACGACGCAUCAUCGUAACAUUGUACUGUUCACCACGUUUCCUAAGUUUUCAAUGUUCUGUAAUUACCUACAUAUGUAUUACACGCACGUGGUGUUGAAAUUUAUGAAAUAAGAAAAGAUUAUUAUAAAUAAUAUAUUUCUGAUACAUAAAUAAAAAAUUAGAUGAUGGUGUGGUGCUUGAGAAGAUUA
Ceratina calcarata is the source of this 1141-nucleotide messenger RNA. Its product is annotated as hepatoma-derived growth factor-related protein 2. The record is from RefSeq and is a predicted model, not a curated record. The transcript is spliced from 3 exons. Lineage: Eukaryota; Metazoa; Arthropoda; Insecta; Hymenoptera; Apidae. The coding region runs from base 302 to 682 and encodes 126 amino acids.